Molecule: messenger RNA, 225 nt
Organism: Fonsecaea erecta
Lineage: Eukaryota; Fungi; Ascomycota; Eurotiomycetes; Chaetothyriales; Herpotrichiellaceae
Exons: 2
Coding region: 1-225 (74 amino acids)
Source: RefSeq, a predicted model, not a curated record
AUGGCUGAUUCGGUCGUCGAAUCUUCCAUUAUUGGUAAACUCGUGACCCCUCCGACCAAUCACGCCUCGAUCAUGAGCUAUCCUAGAAAUCAGGACGGCUUUUACAACAUGGAUCUACAGGAUACGAAUAUGGCGAGUCUGGGACAGUCUUACCAACUAGGCGGUUCCUACAACGGUCACCCGAUCCGGGAUAUGCAACCGCAACUUCAGGUCUAUGAUGUGUGA